Molecule: messenger RNA, 4154 nt
Organism: Exophiala xenobiotica
Lineage: Eukaryota; Fungi; Ascomycota; Eurotiomycetes; Chaetothyriales; Herpotrichiellaceae
Exons: 5
Coding region: 731-4021 (1096 amino acids)
Cellular component (GO): cytosol
Molecular function (GO): NADPH-hemoprotein reductase activity; aromatase activity; flavin adenine dinucleotide binding
Source: RefSeq, a predicted model, not a curated record
GCUGCGAACUGGCGCAUGUGGUUCUUCCGCGUUCCUCGCAGCUCAACCCGUUACCGACCUCAGCUCUCGCGUAUUAAUUGCUGUAUGCAGGCUGCCUCCACAAGGGAACAUGGCGGAGUCUGGCCAACGCCCGUGCUCUACGGCUUUAAGCACAAGCGAGUCCCUGCUUAGAGGGAUAUCGAGACAGGAAGAGCAUUAUCGAAGCCAAUCAUGCCAUUGAAGCAUAUUGUGCCUGAUGUGCCUGUUUUCUGUGUUGGCUGUCGCUUCUUGGGCCUAUCAUGGACACAAUCACCACGCUGAAGCUGAUCCAGGGCUCCUUCUGGCAGGCUCAUCGCUCGCAACGUCCUUGUGGUCUCGUGUGGCUGUGGAGCCUCGGUCCCGUCUUGCGACUUAAUAAUACGAGGUUGCUAUCCAUUGGACUUCGCGUCCCAUGCUCGUUUGGGUUCAUGCCGCGAUACGACAUGCGUCACUGCAGAGGUACUUCCUGGUCUCUGUCUGAGAUUGUCUGCUUCGGACGGCUACGACACAAUGUCUCCCGGGCCCGAGGGUGUCCAGCGCAACAAGUUAUAUCUAACUCCACAUAUCCGGCUUCAGGCAUUGACUUUCCUGACGAUUCCCCUCGAUACACGACUACUACUAACAUCAGACUGCCUGCCUUGUCACGGUACAUUCCAGUCCUCGAGACCCUUUGACCUGCUCCUUCAGUUUGUACUUCCAUUGAUCCUUUGACAUGACCGAAACAAUUCCCGGUCCACGCAAACUUCCUGUCCUCGGCAACUUACUCGACCUGUGGGAUGGUGAGAGCAGUAUUAUCGGAUCACUUGAGCGGGUUGCCGAUGCAUAUGGACCAAUAUAUCAGGCCAAACUUGGCGGCUCACGACGCAUCAUAAUCAGUUCUGCGGCUCUGAUGGAGGAGAUGACCAAUGAAAAGCGCUUCGUCAAAGUACCGCCAAAGAUAAGCAAAGGCGAAGCUGCUAGAGGGCUGUUCACUGCUUCCAACGAAGACCCGGACUGGGGUCAGGGGCAUCGCAUACUCAUGCCAGUAUUUGCGCCGUUGUCUACCCAAGACAUGUUUCCCGACAUGAAGGACAUCGCCAAUCAGCUCAUCCUUUCAUGGGCGAGAAAGGGGCCGACGAACCGCAUCUUGGUCACGGAAGAUUUCACCAGGCUGACACUCGAUACGAUUGCGCUAUGUACGAUGGGCUACCGGUUCAAUUCAUUCUAUACGGACGGUAUGAACCCUUUCGUGGAAGCAAUGAUGGUCGUCUUCAAAACGAACAAUGCGAGAGCAACGAGACCAGCUUUCGUCAAUAAGCUCAUGUUCCAGCAAGAGGCCGAACGCGGAAAAGCAUUCGCAUUCAUGAAGAAAGUGGGACAGGACAUUGUCGAGAAUCGCCGUGCAAAUCCCACCGACAAAAAGGACGUCUUGAACACUAUGAUAUAUGGCAAAGAUCCGAAGACCGGUGAAGUCAUGCGAGAUGAGCUCAUUAUCGCCCAGAUGACCACUUUUCUCAUUGCUGGCCACGAGACUACUUCUGGGCUCCUGUCAUUCGCAGUCGCACAGCUUCUGAAGAACCCCCAUACCUAUCUAAAGGCGCAGAAGGAAAUCGACGACGUUGUGGGCAACAGGUCAAUCGAAGUGGACGACAUCAAGAACCUUAAGUAUCUCAAUGCCGUCCUCCGAGAGACUGCUCGCCUCACACCUACGGUACCAAUCCUACAAAAGCACGUCAACCCGGACAUUGCACAUAGCGUCGUGACUGUGGACGGUGGGAGGUACGAAAUCAAGCCAGAUGAUCAUAUCAUGGUUCUCCUCGGAAAGGCUCAGAGAGAUCCUAAGGUCUGGGGCGAGACUGCCGAAGAUUUCGAACCAGAGCGCAUGCUGGAUGAGAACUUUGACAAGAUCAUGGCUCAGUACCCAGGGUGCUGGAAGCCUUUCGGAAAUGGCAGAAGAGCAUGUAUUGGACGGCCGUUCGCCUGGCAGGAGUCGAUGCUCGUCCUCGCAAUGGUCCUCCAGAACUUUGAUGUGCAGCUGGACGACCCCAACUAUACCAUGAAGAUCAAGCAAAAUUUGACCAUCAAGCCGGACGACCUCUACAUUCGAGUAAGUCCGCGGAAGAACAUGGAGGCCGCCGACAUCGACAAGAUGAUCCACAGCAAGGUUGCGGGUGUCGGCCUAGGUAGCUUGCCAAACCGUACGAAAGCAAGCGAGCAUGCUUCGACGUCUUCUGCGCCAUCGACGGCGAAACCAAUGACGAUUCUGUACGGCUCGAACACCGGCACCUGUCAGGCAUUUGCUCAACGACUCGCCUCGAACGCUGCAUCUCAUGGGUUCCAGGCCAAAGUCGCAGACAUGGACAGCGCAACGGACUGUUUACCCAAGGGAUCUCCAGUGAUCAUCAUCACAUCCUCCUACGAAGGACAACCACCCGACAAUGCAGCUAGGUUCACCGAGUGGCUCCAAGGACGCGAAAGCGGUUCCCUGACAGGCGUCGAGUACACCGUCUUUGGCUGCGGUCACAGGGACUGGUCCCAGACUUUCCACCGCAUCCCCAAACUCACAGACGAACUGCUCAGCAAAGCCGGCGCCAACAGUCUCGCACCAGCCGGAUUCGCCGACGCAGCCAAAGGCAACCUCCAAGGCGACUUCGAGGACUGGCUCGACACGUCGCUCUGGCCGAACCUCUCGUCCGACCAGCCGAACAACAACGACAACAACAUCCAUGAGAACCCCAUACAGGUCGAGAUUUCCACAAACGCACGCGCAUCAAGCCUACGCUACGACGUCAGCCUUGCCAAGGUCAAAGAGAACAGGCUCCUCACCAGUAUCGGCGAGCCCGCAAAGUGGCACAUGGAGAUCGAAUUGCCGUCGAACAUGACAUACGAGUGCGGCGAUUAUCUCGCCGUGUUGCCGCUCAACUCGGAAAAGAACGUCAAACGAAUCAUGGCACACUUCGGCUUGCCCUGGGACGCCGUGAUUACGGUGAAGGCGACGGGACCGAGUAUCAUCCCGGCCGACGUGCCGCUGUCCGCGUUCGACGUGUUGAGGAGUUACGUCGAGUUGAGCCAGCCUGCGACGAAGAAGAAUCUACGCAUGCUCGGAUCGUACACGGAAUCCCCCAGCGAUAAGACGUACCUCGAAACCCUGGGGAACGACGUCGACAACCGCUUCGAAACCGAGAUUCUCCAUAAGAGGACGAGCAUCCUGGACAUGUUGCUGCACCGUCCUUCGAUCAAGCUCCCCUUUGGCGAGUUCCUCGCGCUCCUGCCUCCUCUGCAUGUCAGGCAGUAUUCGAUCUCUUCGUCGCCGCUCGCUGCCGAUGCGGGUGCGGGUGCGGGUGCGAGGACCUGUUCCAUCACGUACGGCGUGAUCGACACGACGAGUCUGUCUGAUCCGGAGACGCACUUCGAGGGCGUGGCGGGCACGUACCUGUCGAGUCUGGUCAAGGGGGAUACUGUGCAAGUCUCGAUCCGGCCGACGGCAAAGAAGACGUUCCGCCUACCUCUCGAUCCCGAGACCCCGCUGCUCAUGUUUGCCGCGGGCACGGGUGUGGCGCCGUUCAGGGGCUUUAUGCAGCAACGCGCCGUGAUGAGGGCCGCGAAUCCAGGCAGACGUAUGGGACGGGCGCUGUUGUACUUGGGCUGUCGUGGGGAGGGCGACAGGGUGUAUAAAGAGGAGGUGGAUGAGUGGGUCAAGAGCGGUGUGGUCGAGGUGAGGUAUGCGUUUAGCCGUGACAAGGAGAGGACCCAGGGGUGUGGCUAUGUGAGUGAGCGGAUGGUCAGGGAUCUGGAGGCGCGGGAUAUUGUGGAUUUGUGGAGGUCUGGGGCAAGGGUUUAUGUUUGUGGGAGUGCUGGGUUUAGGGACUCGGUCAGGGAGGCGGCGAAGAAGAUCGCUUUAGUGGUGAGUGAGAGGGAAGACCGUGAGAAAGGGGUGUGCAGGACGGAGGAGGAGAGGGCGGAGAUGGGACGGACAUGGAAACAGGAGUUGAGUGAGAGGGUUGCUAGUGAUGUUUUCGAUUGAGCAAUCGCCGAUAAGUGACUGGAUGGGUUUACAGGUAUUGGGUCUAGUUCUUGGGUCUCAUUGGGAAUCGAGAUUUGCUUCUAUCAGUUGAGUGCUAGUACUUGGGGAGUUUCGAAUGUCCGGCCAAGGGAAG